CACAUCACUAUUAUUACACAGUAAGACUCACUCAUCUUGGAUAUUCUUGGAGUCAUUUCUUUCUUUGCAUCAAACUGUGGCUCAGUGUCUCCAUGGCGUCAACGUGCCUGAGCAGCGUCCUGACGCAUGCCAACCUCACCAUGUACCAGACUGGUAUCUCUGAUGUCCUGCCACAGCAGCCCAGUGCUCUGACAUUCAACCCAUCGUACAGCGGCAACAUCAACAAUCACUGGUACAAGCACGUCAGCCCAGUCUGCUGGUCACCUGACAGUGUUCUGGAGUGGAUCAGCGACCAUGUAGAGAGUACCAAGUUUGAUGCAAGCACCCUCAGUCUGGACUGCUGUGCCAUGGACGGACCUUCCCUUUGCCAGAUGAACCAGGACCAGAUGAUUGGGAUCUUCGGCCCACAGCUUGGACCACACCUUCAUCACAGUCUGCAGGAACACAAGGCCAAAUAUGAGUUUCAGACCCUCACAGGACCAGAGCUGAACGAGACCUGCCAGCUUCUGGACAACUUCCUGCACAACCUAAACUUUCCUUUGCUCAGCACCGUUAAAGUUGGCCUGGAUGACGUAGUUAUCAACAAGAGGGAGUUUGACUACAGGGAUGAAUAUGAUCUGACCAGUUUGACUAUGGAGUCCAUGAUACCUCUCCAAGAAGAUUAUCUGUCUGAUAAUCAGUCUGACAGCGAGUACAGCUCCACCUCAAACAGUGGCAUGUGUGGCUUUUCGGGCCACAGCUCCCCAGAGUCUGGCAGUGGUGAAUCGGACCCAGAGUUCUCCUACCCACGGAUUACCAAGGGGCACAUCAAAUCUGAGAAAGGAGAAACUCGCCUGAAGCGGCCACGGGGACGACCUCCAAAACUCAGCAGAGUGCACAGCAGCAACGAUUACGAGAGCCCUAAGAAAAAUAAACAUGUUCCUCGAGGCACUCACUUGUGGGAGUUCAUCAGGGACAUUCUGAUCCAUCCAGAAAGGAACCAAGGCCUGAUGAAAUGGGAGGACCGCCGUGAGGGUGUCUUUAAGUUCCUCAAGUCUGAGGCUGUGGCUCAGAUGUGGGGCCAAAAGAAGAAGAACAGCAGCAUGACCUAUGAGAAACUCAGUCGUGCCAUGAGGUAUUACUAUAAGAGGGAGAUCCUGGAGCGCGUUGAUGGCAGGAGGCUUGUAUACAAAUUUGGGAGGAAUUCUAGCGGCUGGAAGGUUGACGAGACUGGCAUGGACGUGAGGCAUUAGUCACUGAAUGUGGGGAGAAAGUCACCAAAAACCAGAAAAGGUGUUCUUACAGGAGCUACAUGUUACUCACAUGGCCUGUUUGAAAGUAAACCUUGCCUCCCUCCGAUGUUUAUGACACUAACUUCCUUUAAGAAGGAAGGUGUUGCAAAAAAUGUAAGCCACUGUUUUUGGCUCUAGUAGGUUUUAUGAACCAAUAUUAUUGUUGUGACUGUUAUUUUGUAUUUUUAUUUCUAAAAGCGAGUAUGUACACAGUACUUAAAAUGGUCAUCAUUUUGUAAGUUUGUUUUUCGGUAAACACUAAAAGGCUGUUCUUUUACUAAAGCAGGGCUAACUCCCUAUUCUUAUCUGUCAUUUAUUUGUUGAUUUGUAUUAUAUGAGCAUUGUUGCUCUGAAAACAUUGUUCACUUUGAUUUUUUUAUAUAUACUUCUUUGAAACUGUGAAACUGACAUCCUCAGUUUUGUGUGUAAAUAAAUGUUUAUGACGAUUUGAAUGAAGGAUCAAGUCAGGAACAGUCUUUUUACAAGUAAACCUAAUGCGAGCAAUCAAGACAGAACAGGGAGACAACAAAUGUGGGUGAUGUUACUUCCACUUAAUACAGUAACAAUGUGCACUACAUGUCAAUUGGUAUCACUUAUUAUAAAGUGUGUUUUCACAAUGUUUGAAUUAGAAGUAAAUAUAUCAGUUCUUAUAUGUUAUAGCCACCUGUAAAAACAUGUUGUAGGCAUCAGCAACAGUGUGCUGUUCAAUGUGAUUGUUUUGAUGUUAAUUGAUGAUUGUAUUUGUCUUCACUGUGAUAUCAUGUAUGUUGUUAAUUGUUAAAUAUGUUUUUUUGUUAACUAAGAAAUACAUUUUCACAUAUAAUAA
Molecule: messenger RNA, 2097 nt
Organism: Solea solea (common sole)
Lineage: Eukaryota; Metazoa; Chordata; Actinopteri; Pleuronectiformes; Soleidae
Gene: elf3
Product: E74-like factor 3 (ets domain transcription factor, epithelial-specific)
Exons: 9
Coding region: 93-1232 (379 amino acids)
Biological process (GO): cell differentiation; regulation of transcription by RNA polymerase II
Cellular component (GO): nucleus
Molecular function (GO): sequence-specific DNA binding; DNA-binding transcription factor activity, RNA polymerase II-specific
Source: RefSeq, a predicted model, not a curated record